Molecule: messenger RNA, 2630 nt
Organism: Tupaia belangeri chinensis (Chinese tree shrew)
Lineage: Eukaryota; Metazoa; Chordata; Mammalia; Scandentia; Tupaiidae
Product: attractin-like protein 1
Cellular component (GO): Golgi apparatus
Molecular function (GO): protein binding
Source: RefSeq, a predicted model, not a curated record
CAUCAAACACUUGGCUUGUUCCAGAAACAAAAGGAGCUAUUGUGCAAGGUGGAUAUGGUCAUACCAGUGUAUAUGAUGAAAUAACAAAGUCUGUUUAUGUUCAUGGAGGCUAUAAAGCAUUACCAGGCAAUAAAUAUGGAUUGGUAGAUGAUCUUUAUAAGUACGAAGUUAACACUAAGACUUGGACUAUUUUGAAAGAAAGUGGGUUUGCCAGAUACCUUCAUUCAGCUGUUCUUAUCAAUGGAGCUAUGCUUAUUUUUGGAGGAAAUACCCAUAAUGACACUUCCUUGAGUAACGGUGCAAAAUGUUUUUCUGCCGAUUUCCUUGCAUAUGACAUAGCUUGUGAUGAAUGGAAAAUAUUACCGAAACCAAAUCUUCAUAGAGAUGUCAACAGAUUUGGACACUCUGCAGUAGUAAUUAAUGGGUCCAUGUACAUAUUUGGGGGAUUUUCUAGUGUACUUCUUAAUGAUAUCCUUGUAUACAAGCCUCCAAAUUGCAAGGCUUUCAGAGAUGAAGAACUUUGUAAAAAUGCUGGUCCAGGGAUAAAAUGUGUUUGGAAUAAAAACCACUGUGAAUCUUGGGAAUCUGGUAGUACCAAUAAUAUUCUUAGAGCAAAGUGCCCACCUAAAACAGCUGCUUCUGAUGACAGGUGUUACAGAUAUGCAGAUUGUGCCAGCUGCACUGCCAAUACAAAUGGGUGUCAGUGGUGUGAUGACAAAAAAUGUAUUUCGGCAAACAGUAACUGCAGUGUGUCUGUCAGAAACUAUACCAAAUGUCAUGUGAGAAAUGAACAGAUUUGUAACAAACUUACCAGUUGUAAAAGCUGCUCACUAAACUUGAAUUGCCAGUGGGAUCAGCGACAACAAGAAUGCCAGGCUUUACCAGCUCAUCUUUGUGGAGAAGGAUGGAGUCAUAUUGGGGAUGCUUGUCUUAGAAUCAAUUCUAGUAGAGAAAAUUAUGACAAUGCAAAACUUUAUUGCUAUAAUCUUAGUGGAAAUCUUGCUUCAUUAACAACCUCAAAAGAAGUAGAAUUUGUUCUGGAUGAAAUACAAAAGUAUACACAACAGAAAGUGUCACCUUGGGUAGGCUUGCGGAAGAUCAAUAUAUCCUACUGGGGAUGGGAAGACAUGUCUCCUUUCACAAACACAACACUGCAGUGGCUUCCUGGUGAACCAAAUGAUUCUGGGUUCUGUGCAUAUCUGGAAAGGGCAGCAGUGGCAGGGUUAAAAGCUAACCCUUGUACAUCGAUGGCAGAUGGCCUUGUCUGUGAAAAACCUGUUGUUAGUCCAAAUCAAAAUGCAAGACCAUGCAAAAAGCCAUGUUCUCUAAGGACAUCGUGCUCCAACUGUACAAGCAACGGCAUGGAGUGUAUGUGGUGCAGCAGUACGAAGCGAUGUGUCGAUUCUAAUGCUUACAUAAUCUCUUUUCCAUAUGGACAGUGUCUAGAGUGGCAAACUGCCACCUGCUCUCCUCAAAAUUGUUCUGGAUUGAGAACCUGUGGACAGUGUUUGGAACAGCCUGGGUGUGGCUGGUGCAAUGACCCAAGCAAUACAGGAAGAGGACACUGCAUUGAAGGAUCUUCACGAGGACCGAUGAAGCUUAUUGGAAUGCACAAUGAGAUGGUUCUUGACAGCAAUCUUUGUCCCAAAGAAAAGAAUUAUGAAUGGUCCUUUAUUCAAUGUCCAGCUUGCCAGUGUAAUGGACACAGCACUUGCAUCAAUAAUAAUGUGUGUGAACAGUGUAAAAAUCUCACCACAGGAAAACAGUGUCAAGACUGUAUGCCAGGGUACUAUGGAGAUCCAACCAAUGGAGGGCAAUGUACAGCUUGUACAUGCAGUGGGCAUGCAAAUAUUUGUCAUCUACACACGGGAAAAUGUUUCUGCACAACUAAAGGAAUUAAGGGUGAUCAAUGCCAAUUAUGUGAUUCUGAAAAUCGCUAUGUUGGUAAUCCACUUAGAGGAACAUGUUAUUACAGCCUUUUGAUUGACUAUCAGUUUACCUUCAGCUUAUUACAGGAAGAUGAUCGUCACCAUACUGCCAUAAACUUCAUAGCAAACCCAGAACAGUCAAACAAAAAUUUGGAUAUUUCGAUAAAUGCAUCAAACAACUUUAAUCUCAACAUUACAUGGUCAAUUGGUUCAACAGCUGGAACAAUAUCUGGGGAAGAGACUUCUAUAGUUUCCAAGACUAAUAUAAAGGAAUACAGAGAUAGUUUUUCCUAUGAAAAAUUUAACUUUAGAAGCAAUCCUAACAUUACAUUCUAUGUAUACGUCAGCAACUUUUCCUGGCCUAUUAAAAUACAGAUUGCAUUCUCACAACACAAUACAAUCAUGGAUCUUGUGCAGUUUUUUGUCACUUUCUUCAGUUGCUUUUUAUCCUUAUUGUUGGUGGCUGCUGUGGUAUGGAAGAUCAAACAAACUUGUUGGGCUUCUCGGCGGAGAGAGCAACUGCUUCGAGAACGACAGCAGAUGGCCAGCCGUCCCUUUGCUUCUGUUGAUGUAGCGCUGGAAGUGGGAGCUGAACAAACAAACUUUCUGCGAGGGCCAUUAGAGGUAGGAACAGCGGUGCUGAAAGGGGACCGCUGUGAUUUGCAUAUUUCUAUUGCUUCUCUAAUCUGCAUCUGCUUGUGA